Solanum dulcamara is the source of this 1837-nucleotide messenger RNA. RefSeq names its product late embryogenesis abundant protein At3g53040. Lineage: Eukaryota; Viridiplantae; Streptophyta; Magnoliopsida; Solanales; Solanaceae. The record is from RefSeq and is a predicted model, not a curated record. The transcript has 3 exons. The coding region runs from base 79 to 1614 and encodes 511 amino acids.
AGUUGUUGAUAAUAAUUCAUCACUGAUCGAGUUGGAAACUUGAAAAUUAUUCCUAACAUUAAUAAGUAAAAAUAAAAAAUGGGUUUGAGGAUGGUGUUGUUUAUAGUGUUGGUGGCGGGGAUGUUAAGUGUGAGUUGUUGUUGGGGAAAAGAAGCGUCAGAGAAAGCGAAUAUGGCGACGGACGAUGCUACAGACAAAACCGCUUCUUGGGCUGAUUGGGUCUCUACCAAAUUCUCCCAGUACCAAGACGAUGCAAAAGACGAAGCCCAAAGACUAACGGAUAGAGCUGAAGAGACUCUGUCAAAUGCAAGAGAUUCUGUUAAUUCUGCUGCACAUGAAACCCAAAGGUAUGGUUCUCAAACGGCUAAGGAGAUGGCUGAUGUAGCAUCUGACAAAUUGGGUGAUGCUAAAAAAUUUGCAUCCGAGAAAGCUAAUCAAGCUAUGGAUGCAGCAGCAGAUACCGCUGGUCACGCCAAAGAAAGAGGAAAAGAAAAUGCGUAUGAUGCUUAUGCCUAUGCAUCGGAGAAAACCGCCAAAGCCACAAAAACGGCUACCGAGUUUGCCAAAGAAAAGGCUCAUGAUGCUUAUUCCUAUGCAUCUGAUAAAACAGGUCAAGCCACUAACAUGGUGGCCGACGCCAAAGAAAGUGCCAAACAUAAGGCUUAUGAUGCUACCAAUUUUGCCCAAGAGAAGGCACAUGAUGCUUAUGCUUAUGCUUCUGAUAAGGCAGGUCGAGCCACUAAUAUUGCUUCUGAUAUGGCGGCCGACGCAAAAGAAAGAGCCAAAUAUACGGCUUAUGAUGCUUAUGAUUUCACCAAAGAGAAGGCACGUGAUGCUUAUGCCUCCGCAUCUGAUAAGGCAGGUCGAGCUACUAACAUUGCGUCUGACAUGGCCGCUGAUGCCAAAGAAAGCAUCAAACAUAAAGCUUAUAAUGCCAAAGAUUUUACCUCUGACAAGGCGCAUGAUUCCGUGAAUACUGCUUCCAAAAUGGGUAGUUCAGCUAAUGAGAAGGUUAGGGAUAAAGCUAAGGAUGCCUAUGCUUAUGCUACAGACAAGGCACGUCAUGCCAAAGAAAUAGGGAAAGACAAAGUGUAUGAUGCUUAUGGUUAUGCAUCUGACAAGAUGAACCAAGCGAAGGGCAGAGCUUCUAAUAUAGCUGGCAAUUCAGAAGACAAGAUGAAGGCCAAAGCAUCGGAUGCCUCUGGUUUUGCUACUGAUAAGGCAAGCGAUGCCAAAGAAAUUGGGGAAGACAGAGCCUAUGAUGCUUAUGGAUUUGUAUCCGAAAAGAUGAACCGAGCAAGGGAUGAGGCUUCUAAUAUUGCUGGUAAUUCAAAAGACACUAUGAAAGAUAAAGCAUCGGAUGCCUAUGACUUUGCUUCUAGUAAAGCCGAUCACACCAUAAGAAUGGCUACCGACAGAGCCAAUUAUGCGAAAGACAGAGCUUAUGAUGGAUACGAGGGGGCCAAAUUAAAAGUGCAUGAAACUUACAACUCUGCCAAGAAUACGAUGAAUGAACAAGCAAAGGAUAAAUAUGAAAUGGCCAAAGAGAAGGCUUCGGACGCUGCAGGUAACGUUGGAGCAAAAAUGAGAAGUGCGGGUGGCAAAGAAUUAUGAGCAAUCAAUUAGUCAUAUAUAACAGCCCCGAAAGGAAAUCUUGCAUGGGAAGAUGUUCCUCAUUGAAGUAAUUUUCUAUCAGGUGAGUGACUUAGAUUUUACUACUAUUAUAUUGUAUCUUAUAUUGUUGCCUAUUCUUUUCGUAGGACAGAGGAAGUUCUUGAUGAACUUAAUUAUGUAAGGUCAUAGCUUGGGUUAAACUUUAAUUUAAUAAAGAGAAUGA